Messenger RNA from Pocillopora damicornis (cauliflower coral), 3054 nucleotides. RefSeq names its product aldehyde dehydrogenase family 16 member A1. Gene Ontology annotation, molecular function: oxidoreductase activity, acting on the aldehyde or oxo group of donors, NAD or NADP as acceptor. The record is from RefSeq and is a predicted model, not a curated record. NCBI's taxonomy places the organism in Eukaryota, Metazoa, Cnidaria, Anthozoa, Scleractinia, Pocilloporidae.
UCCGACUUUCUUGUUUGGCCCAGGAACAUAACAUGGCCUCUGUUCGCACCGAAACUAUCGCUUCUAGUAAUGGAAAAUCCACUGGUCCAGCAAAACUAAACAAAGAUCCCACUAUAGCGCAGAUCUUUGAGAGUUUAGAGUACGGCCCAGCACCUGAGGCAGCUAGUAGCGUGGACUCGUGGCUUGAAGAACAUGGAAGGGACUUCGGACAUUUCGUAAACGGGAAAUGGGUGAAACCCGAGGGGAGGAAAGUUUACGAGACAAGAAAUCCCUCCACAGGAGAGAAACUGGCCUCCACAAUGCAAGGAGAACAAGAGGACAUAGACCAAGCAGUAGGAGCAGCAAGAGAGGCUUUUAAAUCCUGGAGUAAGCUUCCUGGUCAUGUACGAGCUCGUUAUUUGUACAGUAUAGCACGUCAUGUUCAAAAGCAUGCUCGCUUGCUGGCUGUACUUGAAAGUAUGGACAAUGGUAAACCAAUCAGGGAGACACGAGAUGCUGAUGUACAGAUUGUUGCAAGACACCUUUAUCAUCAUGCUGGCUGGGCUCAACUGAUGGAUUCAGAAAUGAGAGAUUGGAAACCUGUAGGUGUGGUUGCUGCCAUAGUACCUUGGAAUUUCCCUCUUAUGCUACUCUGUUGGAAAGUUUGCCCAGCCCUUGCAAUGGGUAACACCGUAGUGCUCAAACCAGCAACUUACACCAGGCUAUCAGCUCUUCUGUUCGCUGAGAUUUGUGCUGAGGCAGGGCUUCCUCCUGGUGUAUUUAAUGUUGUUACUGGAAAUGGUGCAUUUGGAAGUUUACUUGCUGCACACCUGGAUGUUGACAAGGUGGCUUUUACUGGUUCUACAGAGGUUGGCAAAGUUCUUCGAAGACUAACAGCAGGAUCUGGUAAGAAACUGUCAUUAGAGCUUGGUGGUAAAUCCCCUGUGGUUGUGUUUGACUCGGCUGAUUUGGACAGCACAGUUGAGGGUAUUGUAGAUGCCAUUUGGUUUAACCAAGGCCAGGUUUGCAGUGCUGGUUCCCGCUUAAUUGUCCAAGAGACCUGUGCCAAGCAGUUGGUAGAUAAGAUCAAAGAACGCAUGACGCAUCUUCGACUUGGACACUGCCUAGAUAAAGUGAUUGACAUGGGAGCAAUAGUUGAUCCCUCACAGAAAAAGGCCAUUGAAGCUUUUGUCGAAGAAGCAAGGAAGGAAGGGGCUGAAGUGUAUCAAAGCUGUGCAUGCAUGCCAUCAAAUGGGUCUUACUAUCCGCCAACUCUCAUAACUAAUGUACAACCAGUGUCCAAGAUUGUGAUGGAAGAGGUAUUUGGCCCGGUGUUGACAGUCCUCACGUUCAGAACUGCCAAGGAAGGAAUAGCUUUGGCUAAUAACACCAACUAUGGGCUCGGAGGAAGUGUCUGGACAGAAAAUUUGUCACUAGCCCUGGAGGUUGCCAUGAGCAUCAAGGCUGGCUCUGUAUGGGUCAAUGGACAUAACCUUUUUGAUGCUGCAGCUGGUUUUGGUGGAUACCGUGAGAGUGGAUUUGGUCGUGAUGGUGGAAAAGAGGGUUUGUAUGAGUAUGUUUACCCAUCAUGGCAAGCCAGACCUAGGCCCAGUGUGGAUGAUUAUGAUGUGAAAUCCUUUGGCUCCUCAGUUCCAGCCAAAGUAUUGAAUCCAAAUUCAAAUCCUAUAAAACUCCCAGAUGCAUCAUCUGGAAAAGCAGGGAUUGCUCCACUACCAAGUAUUGAUCACACUUACAAAGUAUACAUUGGAGGAGCUCAAAAAAGGCCUGACGGAAACUACUCUCGACCAGUAUUGGACCCUAAUGGACAGGUUUUAGGACAGGUUGGUGAGGGGAACAGAAAAGACAUCAGAGAUGCUGUGGAAGCUGCCCAUAAAGCAGCUCCAGGUUGGGGGAAAAGAGCUGCCCAUAACAGAGCACAAAUCGUUUACUACAUGGCAGAGAACUUAGAGCUACGGCACAGUGAACUUAGCCAGAGACUCUGUGACAUGACUGGAUGUUCUGUGGAAGAAGCUAAGAAAGAAGUGGACAUCACAAUUCAGCGCUUGUUUUACUGGGGUGCUUAUGCUGACAAAUAUGGGGGUGCUGUGCAGGAAACUCCAUUUUAUGGUGCUACAGUAAAAAUUCACGAGCCAGUAGGAGUCAUUGGUAUCACGUGUCCCGAGUCCUGUCCUUUACUGGCUUUUGUGUCGUUAUUGGCUCCCGCUGUCAUCAGAGGAAACACCGUGGUGAUUAUACCAAGUCAGAAACACCCAAUGAUAGCAGUGGACAUGUAUCAGAUCUUUGAUACAUCAGAUUUACCUGGCGGCGUGAUAAAUAUAGUUACAGGUGAUGGAGAUCAUCUUACCAAAUACUUGUCUGAACACCAAGACGUGCAAGCUAUAUGGUACUUCGGCUCGGCAGAAGGGAGCAAAUUCGUGGAGUGGUCCUCUGCAGUGAACGUAAAACGUACCUUUGUGAACUAUGGCGAGAGCCGUGACUGGUUCGAAAACGCUCAAGGGCAGGGAGAGGAGUUUUUGUUUCAUUCUACAGAGUGUAAAAACGUCUGGCUACCCAUGGGAGACAUUUUUGCCAAUUAAAAUGGACUUUUGCACGAAGUAUGUCUACAGCCGUGAGGAAUUUCCUCUUGAAUAAACUGAGGGAUUGAGAAAAGCUAAAAACUAGAAUACAGCCGAUUAUUUCCUGCCGGGGGAAAAUUUUCAUUUGUUGUGAGAUAGAAAGAUUCGUUUUUGUUCGUUACAGAAAUUUAAAGUCUCUCCGAUAUAUAUGUAGCUCUUUCAGUAUUAAUAUAUUUUUGAUCUACUGAUUAAUAAUGCAAUGAAGGUUUAAUAUGUUGGAGAAAAGAAAUAUAAAUGUGAAACACCAUUAACAUUAAUUAUAACAUACGUGUGGUUCAUUUUCGAGUUAAAAAAAAUGCUUGGUAUGUGGAUGGCCAACAGUAAAAGAAUUCAGAUGUACUUAUAUGCUUACUAAGAAUAAGCAAUUUUCUUUUAUUUUACUUUGAGAUUCAUCCCAGGUACUCGAGGUUUAUUGAAUAAAGUCAGUUAUUUCUCUCUU